Triticum urartu is the source of this 1144-nucleotide messenger RNA. The record is from RefSeq and is a predicted model, not a curated record. Lineage: Eukaryota; Viridiplantae; Streptophyta; Magnoliopsida; Poales; Poaceae.
GUGCUCUGCACAAUUUUAUCAAAGCUGCCUGCUAAAGAGAUUUCAAGGGCCAGCGUUUUGUCAAGAGAUUGGAGAUAUGUCCCCGAUAUUUGCUGCUACAAAUUAUGUUUCACUAGUGCUGCUGGGUGUUGCCGUGAUAGUUUUCAAAGGAAAGACAUGCAGAAAUUCAUCAGUAAUGUCAAUGCAGUCGUGAGAAAUUGCCAUGGCAAGGUGGUUGAAGAAUUCAAUGUCAAAUUCGAAUUUGACAUCAUGCUGCUUGCUCAUCUCAAUAAUUGGGUCGAUUUUGUUGUGUCAUCACAGGCAAAGAACAUUGCUUUCUACUUACGUCCUGUUAACAAGACAGUUUGGGAUGUUGGCCGUUACAUAUUUCCAUUUCAUCUCAAUAUGUACUCAAAGCCUAAGUACAUAUUUCCAGUUUGGGAUGUUGGCCGUUACAUAUUUCCAUUUCAGCUUUGUAUCUUUCAGACCGCCAUCUGAAUUCUGUGAUUUUCCAAGCCUAAGAAAGCUUGACCUGGAAUUCGUGGAUACCACCAGAAGGGAUCUUGAAGUUGUAUUGUCCAACUGCAUUUAUCUUAAAUGGCUAAGCUUAGUCAGAUGCUUCCUGGAUGACGAACUAAAGUUGGAUCAUCCGUUGUCCCAGCUUCGACACCUAACAGUUCUACGGUGUAGGGUAACCAGGAUUGAACUUCGAGUUCUGAAACUUGAUACCUUUCAGUAUGAUGGAGACACCGUUCCUAUUGUUAUAAAUCAAGACGCAAAGCUGGAAAAUGCAGAUAUAUGUUUCUCCAAGAGAAAUUUUCAAGAUACCGUCAGUGCACUUCUCAAUGCUAUUCCCCGCGUGCGAAAUCUGACGUUACAAACUUUUAACCCACUGCUAGAGACGCAAUAUCUAUUGAAUAGCACGGACAAGUUUUCCCGUCUUAGGUGCUUACAGUUGUUAAUAGGUAUAACAUCUGAAGAUGCCGUCAAGCUGCCCAAUGUGGUUUCCAUUCUCAGGGCAGCUCCGUUUAUUGAGAAGUUAGAGAUCCAUAAAAACUUACUUAAUGGGAAUGGCGAGCUUCGCUAUGCAACAUUGACUCGGGCUCUCAAGCAGGUUGGCUGUGGAAUUUCCUGGAGGUUUGUUGCUGGAUGGUGGGCCAUGUGA